Xiphophorus couchianus (Monterrey platyfish) is the source of this 6561-nucleotide messenger RNA. It is a transcript of the gene adcy5, whose product is annotated as adenylate cyclase 5. The record is from RefSeq and is a predicted model, not a curated record. Bases 1 to 3633 code for a protein of 1210 amino acids. Gene Ontology annotation, cellular component: plasma membrane. The transcript is spliced from 21 exons. Gene Ontology annotation, biological process: cAMP biosynthetic process; adenylate cyclase-activating G protein-coupled receptor signaling pathway; intracellular signal transduction. Gene Ontology annotation, molecular function: adenylate cyclase activity. NCBI's taxonomy places the organism in Eukaryota, Metazoa, Chordata, Actinopteri, Cyprinodontiformes, Poeciliidae.
AUGUCCAGAUCAAACAGCGUCAGCCCGCCCGGACUCGGUGCGCCCGGGCUGAGGGGAGGGACAGAGCACAGAUCAGCCUGGGGAGAGGCUGACUCUGUGGCCAACGGGUGCCCAUACUCAGCCAGAUCUCCGCGCAAGAAGCUCACCCGCACCAACAGCCGCUGGAGGCAGCAGCAGCAGGGGGAGGAGGAGGCGGAGGAUGUCGAUCCGGAGCGCCGGCCUCCUCCAGGGCGAGCCUCCACGACCGUCAGCAGCAGGGUCAGCUUCAGGUCCCGCUCGGCCUGGCAGGACCAUGGCGAGGAGGAGAGCCGCGGCGACAGCAACCCCGCGUCCGCGAAGCGCGCCGACCUGGCCGAGGUGAGACCCAAGUCCGUGGAGCUGGGUCUGGAGGAGCGCCGAGCCAAAUCGCGGAGCGACAACUACAAGGGGGAGCGGGAGGAAGACGGGGUCAUGCCGGAGGUGAACGUUUCCCUGGUGGCGUGCUGCGUCAGCGUCAUGCGCGUCUUCAAGUCCAAGAAGUUCCAGUCGGAGAAGCUGGAGCGGCUCUACCAGCGCUACUUCUUCCGCCUCAACCAGAGCAGCCUGACGAUGCUGAUGGGGGUGCUGGUGCUGGUCUUCACCGUCAUGCUGGCCUUCCACUGCUCCGGAGCUCCGACGGUCACCUACGUGGUGGUGUUCUCCCUGGCCAUCUUCCUCACGCUGGUGCUCAUGGUGGUGUGCAACCGGAACGCGUUCCACCAGGACCACAUGUGGGUGGUGUGCUACGCCGUGAUCCUGCUGGUGAUCGUGAUCCAGGUGAUCGGCGUGCUGCUGGUGCAGCCCCGGAGCGCCUCGGAGGGGAUCUGGUGGACCGUGUUCUUCAUCCAUGUCAUCUACACGCUGCUGCCCGUCAGGAUGCGCGCCGCUGUCGUCACUGGAGUUAUUCUCUCCGCCAUCCACGUGGCCAUUUCUUGGAUGCUAAACGGAGUGGACAGCUUUCUGUGGAAACAGAUAGUCUCCAACAUCCUGGUCUUCUCCUGCUCAAACAUUGUAGGAGUGUGUACGCACUACCCGGCUGAGGGCUCCCAGAGGCAGGCCUUCCAGGAGACCAGGGAGUGCAUCCAGGCUCGCCUCCACUCCCAGAGGGAAAACCAGCAGCAGGAGCGCCUCUUACUCUCAGUACUUCCUCGUCAUGUUGCCAUGGAGAUGAAAGCUGACAUAAAUGCCAAGCAGGAGGACAUGAUGUUUCACAAGAUCUACAUCCAAAAGCACGACAACGUCAGCAUCCUGUUUGCUGACAUCGAGGGCUUCACCAGUCUGGCGUCACAGUGCACGGCACAGGAGUUGGUGAUGACGCUCAAUGAGCUUUUCGCCCGCUUUGACAAGUUGGCAGCGGAGAACCACUGUCUGCGGAUCAAGAUCCUGGGCGACUGCUACUACUGCGUGUCUGGGCUGCCAGAGGCCAGAGCCGAUCACGCCCACUGCUGUGUGGAGAUGGGGCUGGACAUGAUCGAGGCCAUCUCGCUGGUGCGGGAGGUGACCGGGGUGAACGUGAACAUGCGAGUCGGCAUCCACAGCGGCCGGGUGCACUGCGGGGUGCUGGGACUCAGGAAGUGGCAGUUCGACGUCUGGUCCAACGACGUCACGCUCGCAAAUCAGAUGGAAGCGGGAGGCCAGGCCGGGCGCAUACACAUCACGAAGGCCACCCUGAACUACCUGAACGGGGACUACGACGUGGAACCGGGAGCAGGAGGAGAGAGAAACGCCUACUUGAAGAGGAGCAACAUAGAAACCUACCUCAUUGUGGGCUGCAGUCAGAAAAGGAAAGAAGAAAAGGCGAUGAUUGCCAAAAUGAGUCGACAGAGGACCAACUCAGUCACCCACAACAGCAGCCACUGGGCUGACCGUGCCUUCCACAACCACAUCUCCAAGGAGAUGAAGAGGAUGGGCUUCGAGGAUCCCAAAGACAAGCAUUUUAUUUUCAGGAACACGCAGGAAAACCUGAACCCGGAGGACGAGGUGGACGAGUUCCUGGGCAGGGCCAUCGACGCGCGCAGCAUCGACCGCCUGCGCUCCGAACACGUCAAAAAGUUCCUGCUCACCUUCAGAGAACCCGACCUGGAAAAAAAGUACUCCAGACAGGUGGACACCAGGUUCGGUGCGUACGUGGCCUGCGCCACCCUCGUCUUUUUCUUCAUCUGCUUCAUCCAGAUCGUCAUUGUGCCGACCUCCAGUCUGAUGAUCGGCUUCUUCAUCACGUGCUUCAUCAUCCUGACGGGCGUCAUGUUCAUCUCAGCUGUGUACUGCUGCUUUGGAAUCUUCCCCGCUCCUCUGCAGACUCUUUCCAAACGUAUCGUCCAGUCCCGACUCAACAGCACCUUAGUGGGUGUCUUCACCAUCAUCAUCGUCUUCCUGUCUGCUUUCAUUAACAUUUUCACCUGCAGCAGUCACGACCUGCGCAGCUGCAUCAAGUCGGAGCUCAACAUCAGCCGGGACCUGGUGGACGCCUGCCACGCUGUCCUCCUCAACUACAACCUGGACACACAGCACGGCUCCUGCGGAGACGACGCUCUCAUCUGCAGCUUCCCUGAGUACUUCACCUGCUGUGUGCUGCUCAGCCUGCUGGCCUGCUCCGUCUUCCUGCAGGUCAACAGCAUCGGGAAACUCUUCCUCAUGCUCUUCAUCGAGCUGCUGUACCUGCUCAUCAUGGAGGUACCUAAAGUGAACCUCUUUGACAACCAGGACCUGCUGGUUAUGGCAAACGCCCUGAAUUACACCAAACCAGAUAACGGCACAAGGUGUUUGGUGGACAACAAGGUUCCUCUGAAGAUCAUGACCCCCGUGGUGAUCACUGUCUUCGUCCUCGCCCUUUACCUUCACGCCCAGCAGGUGGAGUCGACGGCCAGGCUGGACUUCCUCUGGAAGCUGCAGGCCACAGAGGAGAAGGAGGAGAUGGAGGAGCUGCAGGCCUACAACCGCCGCCUGCUCCACAACAUCCUGCCCAAAGACGUGGCCGCUCACUUCCUGCAGCGCGAGCGGCGCAACGACGAGCUCUACUACCAGUCCUGCGAGUGCGUCGCAGUCAUGUUCGCCUCCAUCAGCAACUUCUCCGAGUUCUACGUGGAGCUGGAGGCCAACAACGAAGGGGUGGAAUGUCUGCGGCUGCUCAAUGAGAUCAUCGCCGACUUUGAUGAGAUCAUCAGCGAGGAUCAGUUCCGUCAGCUGGAGAAGAUCAAGACCAUCGGCUCCACGUACAUGGCGGCUUCCGGUCUCAACGAUUCCACGUACGACAAGGCCGGGCGCUCGCACAUCCGCGCCAUGGCCGACUACGCCAUGCGGAUGAUGGACCAGAUGAAAUACAUCAACGAACACUCCUUCAACAACUUCAAAAUGAAAAUAGGUCUAAACAUUGGCCCAGUGGUUGCUGGGGUGAUAGGGGCCAAGAAGCCCCAGUACGACAUUUGGGGGAACACAGUAAACGUAGCGAGCCGCAUGGACAGCACAGGGGUCCCGGAGAGGAUCCAGGUGACGGCGGAUCUGUACCAGCUGCUGAACUCCUACAACUACACACUGGAAUACCGAGGCGUCGUCACCGUCAAAGGCAAAGGAGAGAUGAUGACCUACUUUCUCAUGGCUGGACCCCCCGGCAGUUAACCUUCACUAAGUGACAAUCAGACACAUGGGAGGUUGUGCACCUUCUCUCGUAACGAGCUGGCAUAUAGACAGACCCCUGACAGCUUAAGGCAGAUUGAGGGUUUUUCCCUCACAGCAGCGGACGCUCCUUGAACCUGUUGGCACGUCGAAUGGACGGAAGGAUUCGUCCUUUUUUUUUUUUUUCUUUUUCAGGAGGAGCUCAUGGACGGCCGAGGGGACGUCUGCUCGAGUGAAAUUUUGACCAAAGAUGUCCAAUCGGAGCGCAAAGAGAUUCGUCCAGCUCGGCCCUGACAGAAAAUAAAAAGAAAAGGAUCCUGGAAGAAACUUGCCCAGUCGGGUUCUCCGAUGGGGUUCUUGGACAAAACCUGCAGGGCGACCCGAGCUACAUCGCCUCCUCUCCUGCUCUCUGCCUUCUUUUUUUCCCCUGCUGAUUCUGAACACUAUGUACAUAUAAAACCCAAAAGGUUUUAUGUGUAUGUGGAUGACUUUAUGUACUGUUUGUAUGAUAUUUUGUUCCCUUACCAGAGAUCUGCAUCUGUGGAACAGAUGCAGAUCUCUCAAGUACGGACACAAAGCCAGCAGCACUGCAGUCCUCGCUUGUUAGUGCGUCCAUCUCUCUGUCAAUCAGCACCAGACGACCUGCGUGCUUCACAAAAGUAUUCACACCCCUUGAACUUCCUCACGUUUUGUCCCUUUGGAAAAGACAAAAGUUUAUUUCUAAGAGGAUUUAUGUAAUAAACCAAUACAGAGACGGGGAUAUAUGUGAAAUUUAAGUAAAAGGAUAGAUUUAAGGAAAACGUUUUUGCAAAUAUCUGAAGAGUGUGGAGUGCCCACGUCAAUAUUUUGUACAACCGUCAGCUACAAAGACUUUUGAUGAAUUUCUCGACCAACGUAUAAACUCUAAAAUGUUUGACCUUUUCCUUUUUUCCAAAAUGACCCAAGCUCAUUUAGAUUUGAAUUAAGUUUUUCUGUAAUUGCUUUUAUCAUCAGAUUCUUUAUUCGUUUUAGCAUUAGCUUUGGGAUGCUACAUUUGUUGGAAGUAAACUUCAAGCCUUUUGAUGCUUCUAAAAGGCUUUCCUUCUUUCAACCCCAUUUCUGCUGGAGAAAAAACAUCCCCACAGUAUGACGCUGCCACCGCCGUGUUUCUUGAUGGGUGAGUGUGCCCAACGUAAUAUUGAUAGCUUAACUGCUACACAUGGUGUUUUGCAUGUCGUUUAAUAUGUGACAACAGCAUCUUCUUCCACGUUUGUCCCUCAUGGGCCUCCAUACCGCUUGUUCUCUUGCCACUCUUUAUUCACCAGCAGAGGAACCUCUGGAGGCAAUUGAGCAUUUUUUUUCUCUUUUAGAAUAGAAACAAUUUAGCAAUUUCUAUUUGCGCUCCCAGUAAAUUCCCAUUGACGUCUGAUGUUGUAAAGUGACAAAACGUGAAAAGCCAGACGGGUAUGAAUACUUUUUAUUUUUGGUACUGUAUGAGUUUCUGCACACUGUCUCAUACUCCUAUAGUAUAUAGAUUAUGUUUAAUUGAAAAGUCCAACAGUGUUUAUAUGAAGCUUCCCGUUAGCCUCAAUCAUAGAAUACAUAGGCAACCCUGCAACAUGAGGAUGAGUAAAAAAAAAGCUUUUCUACUACUAAAGAAGUUUUGUAUUUUGACUUCAAAACUCCAACCCUACAAGAUAUUUUAAGAUUAUAUAUUUUCUACAUUCAUAUAAUACAGAGCUAUGUAUAAACUACAGCGCGUCUCCACAUGUGCACACAGCAGAAACCCUCACUGGUGUUGCCCGAUUCCCUCUCCCCUCCUGCUCUUUUGAACAAAUCGAGCAUACUUUUUUUUUUUUUUUUUAAAUCUGCAGGAAGUCGACUGCUGCUCCCCUUUAAUGUGUCUCAAUGUCACGGCAGAGAGGAAAACGCGGUCGGAACGACUCGCUAGAUGGACCGAAAGGCAUCAGCCGCGGUGCUCAGACGCCAUUUUGCACUCCGGUGCUUUCAGCCGUCCACCCCUCCGCCUCGCUCACCGCUCCACCUGCAGGCCCUAAUUGUUUGCUCGGUUAGGUGGUACGACACAAUGAAUGUCCAAUGUUCUCCAAUGAGGCCUUUAAUGCGGACUCUAGAGCGACUACCAUGAUGAUGCUCAGCCUGUUGACAGGGACGGAUUGAGCAUGUGUGGGAAAAUGUGCACUUUUUAAAUCUGCUGUUUAUGUUUUUCUCUCAUCGAAGCAUCAAAGUUUUUCUUUCAGUAUUGCAUCAUUGCUUUCUCUCACAUACAUAACUUUCACCCGUUGCUUGGAUGAGUCGGACUAUAGUAAUGUAAAAUUCUUCCGGACGAUGUCAAACUUUCACUUGAGAAUAUGAAAAUGGUACUUGGAUAUGAAAAUCUUCAUCCUUUGAGGCUUUUCCUGUCAGUAGAGGUCAUGAAUGCCCCAAAUUUGCUAAUAUUUGUGAAUAAAUACAACAAAAGGGGGGAAAUUGAAUAAAAAGAAGAAAAAAAAUCUGUCAUUUGUUAGCUGGAAUCUAUUGUCAACAAACCGACCCAGAGCUGCAGCAGGGCCCGCUUCGGCCAGACUAGAUCUUUUCCCUCACAAAAGCUGCGAUACCAAACUUUUAUUACUAGUUCAGGAAUCAACAUGUUCUGUUCUCAGUGCAUGUAAGCGAAUGGUGAAAACUACACAGUUCAUUUAAUCACGCAAAUAAUGACCAGCUUCUGAAUUCUCCCUAUUGGACUUUCUGUCAACUUCAGCCUACUGGCCCAACUAAUCUGGAUUCAUAGUAAACAAAGACGCCAUGACAGUAAAAUAUUAACAAUGGAUAAUAACAAAUCCACAACACUUCCUUUACAGUUCCCAUUUUAAAAUUAAACAGGCUUGACCGUUUUUCACUUUAAACAUUAACAGCUUGUACAAACAUGCAUAAAUUGUACACUGGCAAUGUUUG